Nothoprocta perdicaria is the source of this 3347-nucleotide messenger RNA. RefSeq names its product BCL tumor suppressor 7A (gene BCL7A). The record is from RefSeq and is a predicted model, not a curated record. The transcript has 6 exons. Bases 1 to 546 code for a protein of 181 amino acids. NCBI's taxonomy places the organism in Eukaryota, Metazoa, Chordata, Aves, Tinamiformes, Tinamidae.
AUGGGGGAGAAGAAGUGGGUGACAGUUGGCGACACAUCCCUAAGGAUUUACAAAUGGGUGCCAGUAACGGAGCCUAAAGUYGACGAUAAAAAUAAGAAUAAGAAAAAAGGCAAAGAUGAAAAAUGUGGCUCGGAAGUUACCACUCCAGAAAACAGCUCUUCUCCAGGGAUGAUGGACAUGCAUGAUGACAACAGCAACCAGAGCUCAAUAGCUGAUGCUUCUCCGAUAAAACAAGAAAACAGUAGUAAUUCAAGUCCAGCCCCAGAGCAGAAUUUGACAACACAAGCGGAUGGCACUGAGGUGAAGUCUGACGAACCUCAGUCGGAAGCAAAGGAGCAGCCUGGUUCAGAAGAUACCUCUGACGAACAGAAUUCACAGUCUUCAAUGGAAAAUUCUAUGAACAGUUCAGAGAAAGCAGAAAUUCAGUCCUCUGGAGAAAAUGAUGUAAUUACAGAGGCAUCUAAAAACUCUCAGGACUCUGAAGGAGUGCCACCUUCUAAAAAGAUGAAAGUAGAGGCUUCCCAACAAAAUGUUGAAGAGAUUUAGACUAUAGAUUUUUUUUCUGGUCAGUUUUUAUGUAAGGUACAUCGGUGGGCUUAAUUAUAGAACAACCUUACUUAAGCAUCUUCUCUUGGAUGAGGACAGAACUCCUAACUUUUCAAGUUUACCAAGCGAAAAUCCAAGAAAGCCUGACAAAGGUUUAACUUCUCAGACACUGAAAACUUUUUCCUGUGAAACAAACGUUGAGAACUUUUAAGUUACUGUCUCUGAAAUGGUUGGAGUAAACAACUCAGGAGGGGUCUACGCACUGUUUCUAAAGUCAAAAUUACAAUUAUGUUGCUGCUGUAUUUUUUUUUUUUUUCAUUUCUCUAUUUAACAAUGUAAGAUAUUUAAGGAUGGUACAGGUCAGUUAUUAGCUUUCAUGUGAAGUUCAUUGUUCUGGCGUGAUGUCUGCUUUUGUUUUGUGCCUUGUGUUCUGAAAACAGUGCUAACUUUUAAAAGUUGUUUUGCAAAAGUCUCCUUUGCAAAGUGGCCUAUGUUUGUAUAAUGCCAUGUAGUAAGGUUUUUGGUUGUUUGUUUAGGUUUUAUUUUUGUUUGUUUUGGUUUGGAGGGUUUUUUUGUUUGUUUUUGGGUUUUUUUUUUUCUUUUUUAUUUUAAAUCCCUGGUGCUUAAAUUUUAAUAAAUACAGAUCAGGAAGCCAUUUUCACUCUUGGAGUCCAAGGAGAAAAAGGAGCUUGAUAUUUUAUUUUAGCAGCUAUAGUGGAGAUCUUUAUUGAAUGCAUGGCAUUCGCAACUGUAAAUUUGGUCUUCUAAAUACUUAACUUCAUCAGAAGUUAACAUCUGUUUACCAUUUAUAGUCCAGAUCUGCGUAUUUCCUAUAAUACAACAGUUAAAAUACUUACGUAUUAGGUCCAGAUCUCUGUACUGGGUACAACUUUCUUUACAGAAGAGUUCCACUAUGUACAUAAAUAGGAUCAAAGGGAUUGAUGCACAGUGAAUUUAUUUUGAAUUGGUCUCUUUUGAUAUCAGGUUUUCACUGAACUGGAUUUUAUUGUACUGUCUCAUCAGAAGAUGUUUACUUCUAUGUCUGAGGUCAAUACUGUAUUUGGGAUUCUCCUUUCAUUUCAGCAAGUCUUGUAAAUAAGCCUUGUUGUUUCCGUCGUUUCUACAUCGUGGGUAGAAAUGUUUUUCAAUUAUGUUGAAGUCUGCUUAGGCUGAACUGCUUGGGAGGUGCUGAGGAUGUGCAGCUCCCUUCGGAUUGUGGCAUUUGGAGUGCCAGGAUCAGGGCCCAAGGGCUUGAUCUUGCAGGGGACUUUGCACUUGCAGGKUGGGCACCCAGUUAGAAGUAGCUGGGGUCAGUGGGAGACGCUCAUUCCCACUUGGGAACGUGCGACGUGUCCGCGCGUGCGGCUGCAUUGGGCCCUUCAUCCCUCUUCACUUUGGGAGAUGGAACUUGUAAUUUAAAUUAUGAUCUCACGGCUAGGAAAAUGGUUGCGUAUAGUUUGUAAGCUAAGAACUGUAAAUACUUUUUUAAAUGAGGAAAAAAAAAAAUUGCUUCCAGUUGAUACAUUUUCAUAAUUAGCUCUUCAUUAAGCUUAUUUAUUUCUGAAUUCUCCAAUAGUGAAAAUGGCUUGCACUUAGACUACUGCAUUGCRUUUGCAAUUACCGUUUUAUUAUGAAAAACAACGGGGAAGUCAGGGGACGGGGAUGGCGGGAGGGAGGACCGGGGAGCCAAUACUGACCUUCCAUAAAGUGUUUGUAGGAUUAAACUCCAGAUAAUAUACAACACUCAGUUUCGGGACUUCUUUAUGUUGAAAUAAACUCUUUGGAUUUCAACUAAAUAAAAUUGGAUUGCAAAUCAUUCACGAAAACAGUGUGCUCCCUAAUAAGUUUUUGGGAUUUCUGGUCUGAUCAUGAAGUCCAUUAACGUUCUGAAAAUAAGGAAAUGAGGAGCCAGAAAAUAUUUGCACAAAAUAUGCAAUGAAAUGGUGGAAUUCGCUCUUGAACUGUGUGUAUGCCUAAAAUGUGGAUAACUGGUCAGUGACAAUUGAUUUGUAUGUAUAUUACAUUCAGAUUUAAGUGAUAUUUUGUGAGAAAUUCUAUUGCUAUAUUAAAUGGGCAAAUUUAGAAAGAUUCAAACUUACAAAUAUUUUUGUUUUACUAGCUUUUUCUUAUUUUUAAGGAUAAAGUUAAUCUGAUGCCACCUUUGAAAAGUAGUCAUGUUUACUAAUCACUCUCUUCAGGUGCAUCACAGCAAGUUUUUUACUUUUAUUUUGUAGGUGUUUCCAAGGGAGUAAAUAGACUUUUGGUUUAGGAACUAAUUCCUGUACUUUAGGAAGAAAUAAAUAUAUAAAUAGCACUAAAAUACCUCAAAGUUUUUCAUUAGAUAGAAGCAUUUAUUGGCAUUAUUGACAUUGACAGGUUUAAGCAUAAAUUUCCUUUUCUCUCCUGUGGCUUCUGCUCAGAACUGUUCUUUGUUCUGUGGCUUAAAAAAAAACAAGACACCAUAACCAUAUUCCUAGAGGCUUUGUUUCUAAAGUAGUAAUGCUUUAUUUACAGCUUAUACAAAGUACAUUCAGAACUUUUUAUUUUUAAUCAGAGAUUCUAGUGACAACAGACAACUGAACAAGCAGAUAGAUUUGGGUUCCUUAAACCUGUUAUUGUCAGUCUCUGAGAGAAGAGGCUUUGACAUUAUCUGGUAUGAAGAAAUCCAAAAUAGUGUAUAAGACUGUUAUUAGUCUUUUCUUGAAGUGCCUGAUAACAUUUAUGGGCCAACGGAUGUGAUUAAACACAUUUUAAUGCCAGAAAGUACAGAUGGGACCAAACCUGAACAUCGGAUUCAAACC